AUGUCUUUAAACGUUUUGGUUCUUGGGAACGGUGGUAGGGAGCACACGCUGGUUUGGAAACUGUCGCAGUCCGCCACGGUAAACAAGGUUUAUGUCGCGCCAGGUAACGGUGGUACCGCCACAAUGGGUUCUGCGAAAGUAGAGAACGUCGCCAAUUUGACCCCGGACCCCUCUAAUUUUGACGCGCUGCAAAAGUUCGCCGUUGAGAAUCAGAUCGGUUUGGUCGUCCCUGGGCCUGAACAACCGCUCGUCGAUGGUAUUACCUCCGUGUUCACGAAAGUAGGUAUCCCAGUGUUUGGGCCAUCUGCCAAGGCAGCGCAAUUGGAAGGGUCCAAGAUAUUCUCGAAGAACUUUAUGCAGAGACACAGCAUCCCCACUGCCAGGUACUUCUCAUCUGAUAGCUACCAGGACGCGUUGAAGCACAUAGACAGUGUCGACUACAGCGUGGUCAUUAAAGCGGACGGUGUGGCUGCGGGGAAAGGUGUGCUGAUCCCAACCUCGAAGGAGGAGGCGCACGAUGCGUUGAAGACGAUCAUGGUCGAGAAGCAAUUCGGCGACGCUGGAGAUUCAGUGGUCAUCGAAGAAUUCUUGGAAGGUGAGGAGAUCUCGAUCUUGACGAUCUCGGAUGGGUACUCCCACUUCAACCUACCCGCCGCACAGGAUCACAAGAGAGUAGGCGAAAAUGACACCGGGUUGAACACGGGCGGGAUGGGUGCGUACGCACCCGCCCCUGUCGCAACCAAUGCGUUGAUGACCAAAAUAGACCACGAGAUCAUCAAGCCCUCCAUCGAUGGUUUGAGGAGAGACCGUUUGCCCUUUGUCGGUGUCUUGUUCACGGGGCUGAUUAUCACCAAGGAUGGGCCAAAGGUCCUCGAGUACAACGUCAGGUUUGGUGACCCAGAGACACAAACAGUGCUCCCAUUACUAACCGAUGACACAGACUUGGCGCAGGUGUUCCUAGCUGCCGCCGAACAUAGACUGGACUCCGUAGAGAUUAAAGUGAAGGACAACUACUUUGCUACCACUGUGGUGCUGGCGGCUGGCGGGUAUCCAGAGGCUUACCACAAGGGCGAUGAGGUUACAAUUUCGAAGGGACAGUUGCCCGAAAACACAUUUGUGUUCCACGCAGGUACUGCCGUGAACGGCGACCAGAAACUGGUUUCGAAUGGCGGGAGAGUCAUUGCCGCCUCCGCAGUAGCGCCAACCUUAAGAGAAGCUGUUGACCGUGCCUACGAGGCUGUUGAUUGUAUACAGUUCAACAACAGACACUUCAGAAGAGACAUCGCACACCGCGCCUUCAAAGAACUGGAAAGCAGGGCCAAAGUCGCUAUCACAUACGCCGAUUCCGGUGUCUCCGUGGACGCCGGUAACCUUCUUGUCCAGAAGAUCAAAGACAACGUCAAGUCAACUAAACGUCCAGGGGCCGACUCCGAUAUCGGUGGGUUCGGUGGUGUUUUCGAUUUGAAGGCCGCUGGUUAUGAUACAGAUGAUACUCUGUUAGUUGCUGCUACGGAUGGUGUUGGUACUAAGUUAAUUAUCGCCCAGGAGACGAAUAUUCACGAUACCGUCGGUAUUGAUUUGGUCGCCAUGAACGUGAACGAUCUGGUUGUCCAGGGUGCGGAACCAUUACUGUUCUUGGAUUACUUUGCCACUGGUGCACUAGACAUAAAGAUUGCAUCUGAUUUUGUCUCUGGUGUUGUGGACGGUUGUAAACAAAGUGGUUGCGCUCUCGUUGGGGGUGAGACCUCAGAAAUGCCAGGUAUGUACCCACCAGGUCAUUACGACACCAACGGUACUGCUGUUGGUGCCGUGAAGAAGAGCGAUAUCCUACCGAAGAUCAACGAGAUGACUGCAGGUAACGUACUUUUGGGGCUGGCCUCUGAUGGUGUUCACUCGAAUGGGUUUUCCCUGGUUAGAAAAGUCAUCAAACACGCAGGCUUAUCGUGGGAUGAACCUUGUCCAUGGGACUCGACAAAGACACUAGGAGAAGGAAUUCUUGUUCCUACAAGAAUAUACGUUAAACAACUACUUCCAUCCAUCAACGAGAAACUGCUUCUUGGUUUGGCACACAUAACCGGUGGUGGGCUUGUCGAAAAUAUCCCUCGUGCAAUUCCAUCUAAUUUGCAGGCUCAAGUCGAUAUGAACAGUUGGGAAGUCCCCGAGGUCAUGAAGUGGUUUGGCAAAGCUGGUAACAUCCCAGUAGAUGACAUCCUGAGGACACUAAACAUGGGUAUCGGUAUGGUUCUGAUCGUCAAGAAGGAAAAUGUCUCCAGGGUGAAGGAGCUAUUGAAAGAGGCCAACGAAACCGUGUACGAGAUUGGUUCCUUGGUUGAGAAACCAGAAGGUGCUCCUGGCUGCAUUGUACAGAACGCUACGAACCUGUAUUAG
This is a messenger RNA of Huiozyma naganishii CBS 8797, 2388 nucleotides long. RefSeq names its product bifunctional aminoimidazole ribotide synthase/glycinamide ribotide synthase (gene ADE57). The coding region runs from base 1 to 2388 and encodes 795 amino acids. Lineage: Eukaryota; Fungi; Ascomycota; Saccharomycetes; Saccharomycetales; Saccharomycetaceae. The transcript has a single exon. Gene Ontology annotation, biological process: 'de novo' IMP biosynthetic process; adenine biosynthetic process. The record is from RefSeq and is a predicted model, not a curated record. Gene Ontology annotation, molecular function: phosphoribosylamine-glycine ligase activity; phosphoribosylformylglycinamidine cyclo-ligase activity; metal ion binding. Gene Ontology annotation, cellular component: cytosol.